Rotaria socialis is the source of this 1524-nucleotide messenger RNA. The record is from the annotation of a GenBank genome assembly. NCBI's taxonomy places the organism in Eukaryota, Metazoa, Rotifera, Eurotatoria, Philodinida, Philodinidae.
AUGAUGAGCCAUAAUGACGAUAUUUGUGUGUAUUCAAGAUCUAUAGAGGAUCUACCUGAAGAAAUUUUAUUACGCAUUUUUCGAUCUCUUUUACCAUAUAAAGAUUAUGCGUCGAUUCGACUUGUAUGUCGACAAUGGGAAAGACUUUGGCGUGUGAUUAAAAGUUGGCGUAUGAAUACUUUCUAUGAUAGUUUAUCUUUAUCAACGUCAUCAGUUUCAAUUCAUUGGCAUCUAAUUGAUCCACCAGCAAAGUUUAAUUUAACGCCACGUUUUUCACAUUCAGUUUGUUAUGUCGAUUCAAAACGGAUGUUAUAUGUAUUUGGUGGUAAUCGAGAUAUGGCUACAUCACUUAAUGAUUUUUGGAGUUUGGAUUUAUCAACAAGAAGUUGGGAAAGAAUUUUAGCAACAGGAAGUUAUCCACCACCAAAAUGUUCAUCAACAUUUAUUGACGAUGAACAAGGUAAUUUAAUAUUAUUUGGUGGGCGUUCUAUGAUUUAUAUUGAUGAUAUACAUAUGAGAAAACAACUGCAUAAUGAACUUCAUGCAUAUUCAUUAGAAAGAAAUUCGUGGAAGUUACAUGUAAAUUUUAAUGAACCUGGUCCUAUUUGUGGCCAUAGUGCAUCGAUGGUGACUGUAAAUAAUCAAAAACGAAUGAUUAUUUUUGGUGGAUGUACUCUAACAAACGAUCAAAGUCAACAAGCAACACCUCAAAGUACAAACGAUUUGUGGCAAUGGACAGAUAUUCAAACAAAUACUUGGACAAUGAUUCAUGUUGAUGGAAUCAGACCAGAACCAAGAGAAGGUCAUUCUCAAUUUACAUUAAAUUCUGAAAAUAUUUUAAUUGUUGGAGGUUCAUCUUUAACUCGUGUUUGCCGUGAUGUAUGGAUGUUUUCUUUUCAAACAAAUCAAUGGACACAAAUAGCAGUUAAUAAUCAAUAUCCGAAUGAUUUUGCACCGAGUAACGACGAUUUAUCUUAUUUACCAUUUUGUAUGAUAUCCCCAUCGAAUAUUUUAAUAACAUUUGGUCGAUUAAAACGACAUCCAACUGAACAUGAACGUCAUGCAUACAGUCAAUAUGAUUUUUCUCAUUGCGAUAAAAGAAGUCGUGAUGACGUCUUAACUGUUUCAUCAUCUUUUCCAAGCAGUUCAAGUGAUGAAAAUGAUGAAAGAAAUCGUUGUUCAACAACAUCUAAACGAUCCCAAUUACCAUAUAUUAACAAUAGAUAUAGUAUGAUGGAUUUAUCAAGUGGUUUUCAAAUGUAUCGACUUGACUUAUCAAAUAUAUUUUCAUCGAAUCCAUGUGUUACAUGGUUACCAUCAAAAUGCACAUCUGUAUUUGGUAGUCCAUCACAUUCGUCACUUUAUUAUUCUUUAAUAUAUACUCGAAGUGAACUUAUUCUUUUCGGUGGUAUAGAGAAAAGAAAAUUAAAUUUAAGAAGAGAAUUCUCAGAUAAAGACAAUCGAUUUCGAUCGAAAUCAAGCGGCACACUUGCUUUCAUUACAAUAUCAAAUAUUGCUCUGUAG